This is a messenger RNA of Sarcophilus harrisii (Tasmanian devil), 2070 nucleotides long. It is a transcript of the gene SCG3, whose product is annotated as secretogranin III. The record is from RefSeq and is a predicted model, not a curated record. The transcript has 12 exons. Lineage: Eukaryota; Metazoa; Chordata; Mammalia; Dasyuromorphia; Dasyuridae. Gene Ontology annotation, biological process: protein localization to secretory granule. Gene Ontology annotation, cellular component: secretory granule membrane. The coding region runs from base 425 to 1825 and encodes 466 amino acids.
GCUGACUCUUCCCUUUCCCGCCCCUAGCCUGGUUGGAGCAUGCGCCUCCUUUGCUCACGUCCUCGGAGCUGCCGGAGCUAAAUACAGACUACGCCCUAGGAAAUUGAUUCUAGUCUGGGGGAGUUCCGCCGGCUCCGCUUCCCAGAAACUUCAGCACCUCAAGGGGCGGACAGCGCUCUAGCAGCCUCCCCAGACAACUUCAGCAUCUUGGAAAGCUCUUUCUCCUCUGGAGCUUCCUCAGCAGGUGCAGAACGGAACAAACAGCCUUUCACUCUAUCUCCCUCCCUCUCUAUUCCUUCUUCCUGUUUUUACUCCUCCUCUCCAUUCAUAACAAAAGCAUUGCUACCAGUGCGGGUGGGUCUCUGCGGUUCUCUCAGCAGUUGCCUGUAGCCCCUACGCCAAGCAGUUUCUGCAAGGAGUAAGAAUGGGGCUUCUCCGGAUGGGGACAAUGAUUCAGGUGCUGGCGCUUGUCCUCAGCCAAAUUCAUGCGUUCCCUAAACCAGAGGGCAGCCAAGACAAAUCUCUACACAACAGAGAGCUGAGUGUAGAAAGGCCUUUGAAAGAACAGAUUGCUGAAGCUGAAACAGAUCAGACCCUAAAAACAGUCCUUCCAGAAAACACGGCAGGGGAAAGAAAUUAUUCUUCAGCUGACUUGAACCUGCUAAAGGCAAUAGGAGAAAGAGAGAAAAAGGAGAAAGAAAGGAAAUCAGUACAAAACUCACCACAUAAUAAGAAAUUGAUCACGGAAGAUGUAGACUCAACCAAGAAUCGUAGACUGGUGGAUGACUAUGAUUCUACUAAAAGUGGCCUAGAGAAUAAAUCUCAAGAUGAUCCAGAUGGCCUUCAUCAACUGGAUGGAACUCCUUUAACAGCUGAAGACAUUGUCCAGAAGAUUGCCACCAGAAUUUAUGAGGAAAAUGACAGAGGAGUAUUUGACAAAAUUGUUUCUAAACUUCUGAAUCUUGGCUUGAUUACAGAAAGUCAAGCAUACACACUGGAAGAUGAGGUGGCUGAGGUCUUACAGAAGUUAAUCUCUAAGGAAGCCAGAAAUAAUGAGGAAGAACCUGAUUAUCCUUCUAGCAGGACAGAGAGCUAUGCUGAAAAUCUCCCAGAGGAAUCAACUCUAAAACCAGCUAUUCAAGAUAGUCUUAUUAAUGGAGAAAAUGAUGAUACAGUACAUAAGCCCUGGACCAUACCUAAUACCUUGGAAAGAAGAAACAAACUUUAUACUGAAGACAAUUUUGAUGACCUCCAGUAUUUCCCAAACUUUUAUAAUCUACUAAAAAGCAUCGACUCAGAGAAAGAAGCUAAAGAGAAAGAAACACUGAUUACUAUAAUGAAGACGUUGAUUGACUUUGUGAAGAUGAUGGUUAAAUAUGGUACAAUUUCUCCAGAAGAGGGUGUUUCAUACCUUGAAAACUUGGAUGCAACAAUAGCUCUACAGACAAAGAAUAAGCUUGAAAAAAAUGCCACUGACAAUAAAAACAGAUUUAUUCCAGAUAAGAGUCAUGAAGAAGCAGACAGUACAAAGGAGGAAGCAGCUAAAAUGGAAAAGGAAUAUGGAACACAAAAAGAUUCCACAAAAGAUGGGCACAACACAGAAAAAAACAAUGAGGAACCAAUAGGGAAAACAGAGGCCUAUUUGGAAGCCAUCAGAAAGAACAUUGAAUGGCUGAAGAAACAUGAUAAACAAGGAAAUAAAGAAGAUUAUGACCUUUCAAAGAUGAAAGAUUUCAUCAAUCAACAAGCUGACAUUUAUGUGGAGAAAGGCAUCCUUGAUGAAGAAGAAGCUAAGACUAUCAAACGUAUUUAUAAUAGCCUAUAGAAAAGACAAGGAAUCCAGGAAGGAUGCUUAAGUCUCCUAACUGUGGAAAUAACUUAGGAUAACAUGCUAUAGCUUCAAGCAACUUCUAGUCCUAUGAUCUGAGUUCUUUUCAUUUAAGGAUUAAUAGAAAAUGCUGAAUUCACAUUGUAAUGAAUAUUUAAAAGUAAUGAAAAGCAGCUCUCUUGUUAUAAAAACUUACAGUAUGGUAGUAUCCCUUGAUUCACUAAAAAAAAAAAGUAGCAUUU